AUGUCUUCAGGACCAGGUGACGAACGCUUUGUGAUGACGCUGCAGGACGUGUCUGCUCUCAAGUCUUUGGACUUGGACCUGUCUGACAACAAGUGCGUGAUCUUCGCUUCCUGUGACGGUGCAGCAGCCGAGUGGAACAAGCAGAGCUUGGUGCAGGUGUUUCUUUAUGACCGAGUCAUCGAGAUCAACGGCCAGCCCUGCUUAGCCACCGAUCUUGUAGAAAAGAGCAAGUCAGAGGAUGUGGGCACCGUGAACCUGACAGUCGAACGGCCACAGAAGCGCCUCCUCUACUUGCAGAAACCGGGGAGGCUAGGCAUGGAUUUGACGUACACCAAAACCCGAAAGGGCUCAGUCAAGCCGUGGAUUACCAACAUUUCCGACGGCCUUGUGAAUCAGUGGAAUGUCAACAUGCCAGAGCUUUCCGUUGGCGCACAUGAUCGCAUCAUCACAGUGAAUGGAAGUGGUGGAACGCCUGCCGACUUGGUGCAGCUCCUCAGCUCCGCAGAUGACACCAUGCACUUGGAGGUUCUGCACUACAACAUCUGA
Molecule: messenger RNA, 546 nt
Organism: Symbiodinium sp. CCMP2456
Lineage: Eukaryota; Dinophyceae; Suessiales; Symbiodiniaceae
Source: the annotation of a GenBank genome assembly